AUGCACAUGUGGAUGGUGUUCCUGGACUUCAGUUCAGCGUUUAACACCAUCAUCCUACAGCACCUGCUGAGGAUAAUCACACUGAAGAACUUUGACAACUACACAAAGGUGCUGGGUGUGGGGUUCGCCACCUGGCAGGUGGGGAGCCGAACCAAACCAAUCUUCGUUAUGAGCCUGAACGAUCAGGGCACCAUCUGCAUGAAGUCUCAGAGCGCCUUUAAAACCACUGAGGUCAAAUUCAAGCUGAACGAGCCUUUUGACAAGACGACCGCUGAUGACUGGAAGAUGAGGACUGUGGUCAGUCUGGACAACGGCAAGCUUAUUCAGAAACAGGACUGGGAUGGCAAAGAAAUUAGUAUUGAGAGGGAGAUCUCUGAUGAAAAACUGGUGGCGAAAUGCAUAAUAGGAGACAUGGUGGCUGUGAGGAUGAACGUGAAGGAGUGACGCUACCUCAUUGGGUUUUGUUUGGAAAUGUGAUUUGUGAAUAAA
Messenger RNA from Fundulus heteroclitus (mummichog), 489 nucleotides. Its product is annotated as fatty acid-binding protein, adipocyte-like. Gene Ontology annotation, biological process: fatty acid transport. The transcript has 2 exons. The record is from RefSeq and is a predicted model, not a curated record. Gene Ontology annotation, molecular function: fatty acid binding. Gene Ontology annotation, cellular component: nucleus; cytosol. Lineage: Eukaryota; Metazoa; Chordata; Actinopteri; Cyprinodontiformes; Fundulidae. Bases 1 to 444 code for a protein of 147 amino acids.